AUGCAGGUAGAGACAUGGAACCGUGAAAAAGCGGAGCACUUGGAUAAAAUCGCUGAUUCCCUGCUGCUGAAGCGGAUAGAGGCGGGUUCAAUCAGAGAAGAACCUGUCCUGCUUUGGUUCCCUCCCACACUGUGCCAAAAAGUUUUCACUGUUUCCUCCACAGUGUCUCCUCUAAGGGUCGUGCUGCUGGGGAAAACUGGUUCUGGAAAGAGUGCCUCAGGAAACACCAUCCUGGGGAGGGAAGCUUUUAAAGAGGAGUUAUCUCAAUCUGUGACUAAAACCUGCAGUAAUCAACAUACUCUAGUGAACGGUAGACACAUUACAGUGAUUGAUACACCAGGAUUUCAUUUUGGUACAGAAAGGCCUACAGAAGAAUUGAACGGUGAGAUGGAGAAGUGUGUUGAGAUGUCUCUCCCUGGGCCUCAUGCCUUCCUGCUGGUUAUCAGAUUAGAUGUGAGGUUCACAGAGGAGGAGAGGAAUGCUGUUCAGUGGAUCCAGGAGAACUUUGGUGAGGGGGCGCUGAAGUACACUAUAGUGCUCCUCACUCAUGGGGAUGUGUUGAAGGGGAAACCAGUGGAAGCUUUUCUGGUCAAAAGUCCUGUCCUUUUAUCUCUUACUGAACAUUUUGGGGGUAGAUUUCACGUCUUCAAAAAUAAGAGUAAAAACAGCACUCAGGUCAGAGAGCUAAAGGAGAAAAUUGAGGCCAUGGUGGAGGAGAAUGGGGGAGCAUACUACACCAAUGAGAUGUCCAAGGAGGCACAGAGAAAAUUAGAGAGGAAGAAGACAAAGACUGUGUGGGCUUUUGCUGGAGAGCUGGAUUCUGGAACUGCUGGACAAGAUGGAUGCUACGAUGGAGAAGAGUAG
Messenger RNA from Clupea harengus (Atlantic herring), 864 nucleotides. RefSeq names its product GTPase IMAP family member 9-like. The record is from RefSeq and is a predicted model, not a curated record. Gene Ontology annotation, molecular function: GTP binding. NCBI's taxonomy places the organism in Eukaryota, Metazoa, Chordata, Actinopteri, Clupeiformes, Clupeidae.